Hypomesus transpacificus is the source of this 1560-nucleotide messenger RNA. RefSeq lists its product as uncharacterized. The transcript has 2 exons. The coding region runs from base 796 to 1560 and encodes 254 amino acids. Lineage: Eukaryota; Metazoa; Chordata; Actinopteri; Osmeriformes; Osmeridae. The record is from RefSeq and is a predicted model, not a curated record.
AUUGUCAUUAUGAGAUCCCAGGUUUACACAGCACAGUAUAUUUUUUCAAUCAUUUGUAUAAAAAUUUGAAUUUUCUGAUGAUUAAAAAGACCAAUGAAGCACUAAAUGUAAUCAGAUUUUUUUUUUUUUCUGAUGCAGUCGUUAAACUCCUCCUCGUUUACAGCCGUCUCCAACCGUUGCUGGAGAGAUCGUUUGCUGGAGUUUUGCUGUUACCAUAGUUUGAACUAAACGGAAUCACGUUAUUAACCAGUUAAGUCUUAGAAUCAAGUAGGUCUGAAUAUGAUUGGAGCAAAAACAUGAUGCCCCCAGAUGCCCCCAGUCUGGCUAACUUUCAAAUCACUAUGGAACCACCUAGUGGACACAGUGUGCUACAACAACAAAGUGUCAUUUAGUGUCAUUUAGCCUACAUCCACAAAUACAACAGAUGUCAGGUACACACACACAUUCACUUGUAUUCCUACAAUGAAAUUAAGCAUGUCCAACAAACUCUUAAAGACUUAACAAUGUCUAAUAACUAUGAGUUCAUUUAGCAGACACUUUUAUGUUAAGAGACUUCUCUGAACUGAAGUUGUCAGAGAGUUUAAACCUUCAAGUCCAGAAGAGACUGCAACUCAGUAGAUUCAUCAGUAUGUCAGAAUCAAAGCAGUAGUAUUUCUAUUAGGGUUGAGGCCAUAGACAAACUGUUGAGGAAAACCCAAUCUUCAAGUAUAUAACCUGAUGAUAUAAGUAAUGAAUGACACCUUGUUAAUGCUGUAAUUGUAUUCACAAGCAGACAUUACAUGUACAUUUGAGUCCAUGAAGAAGGGUGACAUGUUCCAGUCACUCAGCAUCAUGAAGAAGGGUGACAUGUUCCAGUCACUCAGCAUCAUGAAGAAGGGUGACAUGUUCCAGUCACUCAGCAUCAUGAAGAAGGGUGACAUGUUCCAGUCACUCAGCAUCAUGAAGAAGGGUGACAUGUUCCAGUCACUCAGCAUCAUGAAGAAGGGUGACAUGUUCCAGUCACUCAGCAUCAUGAAGAAGGGUGACAUGUUCCAGUCACUCAGCAUCAUGAAGAAGGGUGACAUGUUCCAGUCACUCAGCAUCAUGAAGAAGGGUGACAUGUUCCAGUCACUCAGCAUCAUGAAGAAGGGUGACAUGUUCCAGUCACUCAGCAUCAUGAAGAAGGGUGACAUGUUCCAGUCACUCAGCAUCAUGAAGAAGGGUGACAUGUUCCAGUCACUCAGCAUCAUGAAGAAGGGUGACAUGUUCCAGUCACUCAGCAUCAUGAAGAAGGGUGACAUGUUCCAGUCACUCAGCAUCAUGAAGAAGGGUGACAUGUUCCAGUCACUCAGCAUCAUGAAGAAGGGUGACAUGUUCCAGUCACUCAGCAUCAUGAAGAAGGGUGACAUGUUCCAGUCACUCAGCAUCAUGAAGAAGGGUGACAUGUUCCAGUCACUCAGCAUCAUGAAGAAGGGUGACAUGUUCCAGUCACUCAGCAUCAUGAAGAAGGGUGACAUGUUCCAGUCACUCAGCAUCAUGAUGCUCUUGUCAACGUUCUGCCUCUCAAAGCACACAGUAUAG